AUGCAUGCUCUCGGGAUUGGAGGUCAUAUUGCUCACUUAAACAUACCUGAUGACUUGGUAGCAUACAAAGAUGUCGUAGCAAAGGUUAUCUAUGAUAAAAAUUAUCCCAGGAUUCAAACAGUGGUGAAUAAAGUUGGGGCAAUUUCAAAUGAAUUUAGAGUUCCAAAGUUUGAGAUUCUAGCAGGGAAAAGCGAUAUGGUGACUGAAGUUAAACAGUAUGGUGCUACAUUUAGACUUGACUAUAGUUUGGUCUACUGGAAUUGGAGACUUGAGCACGAACACAUCAGAUUGGUUUCCCUUUUCAAGAAAGGAGAUGUUAUAUGUGACAUGUUUGUUGGUAUUGGCCCAUUUUCUAUUCCAGGCGGACAGAAAGGAUGUGUUGUAUAUGCAAAUGAUUUAAAUCCAGACAGUAUUCAUUAUCUGAAGACAAAUGCAAAGAUUAACAAGGUGGAGGAUUAUAUCUUCGCAUACAACAAGGAUGCUAGAGUAUUCAUGCAAAGUUUAAUGGCAGUACCUGACCCAGAAACUAAGCCCGAGUGUCAAUUUGGUGCUGCUAAUCGUUGUUCUGAAGAAAUGGGUUCUUCUGGUAAUGAACAUUCCACGUCAAAUGGAAAUCAUAAUGGUACCCGCUCCUGCAAUCCGGAUAGAACAUUCACAGAGUCAGUCUGA
This is a messenger RNA of Hordeum vulgare subsp. vulgare (domesticated barley), 669 nucleotides long. RefSeq names its product tRNA (guanine(37)-N1)-methyltransferase-like. Bases 1 to 669 code for a protein of 222 amino acids. Gene Ontology annotation, cellular component: cytoplasm. The transcript is spliced from 2 exons. The record is from RefSeq and is a predicted model, not a curated record. NCBI's taxonomy places the organism in Eukaryota, Viridiplantae, Streptophyta, Magnoliopsida, Poales, Poaceae. Gene Ontology annotation, biological process: tRNA N1-guanine methylation.